Molecule: messenger RNA, 2511 nt
Organism: Seminavis robusta
Lineage: Eukaryota; Bacillariophyta; Bacillariophyceae; Naviculales; Naviculaceae
Source: the annotation of a GenBank genome assembly
AUGAACAACAACCAAAAAGACAUUGAAAUGGACCAGAACAACCACGAAACCAGCACCAAUGAGGAAGAUGAGUCCCUUUUGCACAUAGUAAACCGCUUAAGUCACGGUACGUAUAGCGAUGCAGAGCUUGCGAAGCUUUCUGGGCUCAGGUCCGCUCAUGUGUCACAGACCGAGACCACCUCCUCUCUCCAGGAGGCAUCACAAAAUCUCAUUGGCUCAGUACCAUCCCCUUCCAGUGAUCCAUAUGUCCAUAGUGAAGGACAGAAUCAAGUCGAUACAGCAUCGUCGACCAACAAUAAGUCAACCAGUAAUGACGCGGCAGCUCGAAUGAUGCUCAAGGAUCAACUCAUUGUCGGCGAAGCAGCAACGCACCAAAAGGAUCAUUUAGUGGGUGCCAAGAGAGCCAAAGCGCACCAAAAGGAUGAUGCAGCAGCUCGAAUGAUGCUCAAGGAUCAAUUCAUCGUUGGUGAAGCAGCAAUGUACCAAAAGGAUCAUUUAGUGGGUGCCGAGAGAGCCAAAGCGCACCAAAAGGAUGAUGCAGCAGCUCGAAUGAUGCUCAAGGAUCAAUUCAUCGUUGGUGAAGCAGCAAUGUACCAAAAGGAUCGAUUGGUGUGUGAAGGGAUAAACCAAGGGAUGAAUCAACGAGAUGCCCGCAAUCUGGGAGAGAGCAGACCAGGUGAUUUAUCAUCAGCCACCCAGAACCAGGAAGGACCAGACCUAUCACAUCCAGGAGCGUAUGCAGUGGCUCCAGGAGGAUCGGGUGGUACAGAAACAGAAAUGGAAGAAGGCCUAGAUGCAUUGAUACCACCAGAACCAGCCCCAGUUUCCCUUGAGGAUGGCCUUCCCGUGGCCAAUCAAGUAUCUGACAAUGCAGACUUUCCCGUGGCAGAUUUAGAUCCUACUGGGCAAGACAACAGGAGGGCACAAAGGAAGAAGCAAUCACCAUGGCUGCCUGUACUGAUGUAUGGCAGCUGUGUUGCUGCCCUUGUUAUUGUGGUGGCUGUGCUUGUUAAUUCUGAAAAUGCCCAAAAUCUGUCUGAUGUGGAGCUCCUUGUUUUGGAAGCUUUGUCCAAUCACACUCUGGAAGCACUGGAGGAUCCCAUCUCUCCCCAGUCCCUUGCCUAUGAGUGGAUACUGGAAGACUUGGAAGAAAGCAACUACACCCACACCAGCAGGAUCAGGCAAAUGUACGCCCUAGCCACUCUCUUUUAUGCCACAGGAGGGCAUGACUGGUAUAACAAUGAGAACUGGUUGAAUCAAUCAGUUCAUGAGUGUUUUUGGUUCUCUCAAGAGUGCACCAGAAAGGAGGAUUGCACUCCAUGUGGCAUCCCACCCAACUUGCUCAACAGCUCCAACCAAGCUGUCCACAUGGAAUACAACCCUUAUCAACACCUCUUGCUCUAUUCGAAUGCUCUGCAAGGCACGUUGCCACUGGAACUCUUCUGGUUAACAAACCUCAAAAUCAUUUUGCUUCUCCAGAAUACUGAUCUAGCUGGCACUAUAUCAUCCCAUAUUGGGAGGUUGAGGCAGUUGGAAGUCUUCGGCGUGCAAGUCACAAUGAUAUCUGGAACAAUCCCUACAGAGUUGGCCCUUCUUUCUGAUAGUCUCUCUCAAAUUUUUGCCACCAAUGCUCAACUGGAAGGCACAGUUCCCUCAGAGCUUGGGCUGUUGCAAAAGCUGGAAAAAUUCUCCAUGGAUGGAAACAUGUUCACAGGAACCAUACCAGAAGAACUGGGGGAUGCCACCAAUUUGAAUUUCCUAGUGUUCAUUGCGAACUCAUUAUCUGGGACUAUACCAGAAUCCAUUUGGCAUCUCUCCUGGCAUACUCUUGCGUUGGGGCAGAAUCAGCUCACAGGAACAAUACCUACGGAUAUUGGAUUGAUGAGCAAUCUCACCUAUCCGUCACUUCCGUAUAAUGGCUUCUCAGGAGAGAUACCUUCCCAGAUUGGCUUGUUGACUGAUGUCAUCAAUGUGAAUCUCUAUUUCUCUAGUUUCACCGGCACCAUCCCCACAGAGAUUGGUCAGCUCUCUUCUGCUGAUUAUCUUGGUUUUUCUUCUUGUGCCUUCACUGGAACUAUUCCCACUGAAGUUGGCCUCUUAACGGACUUGAGUCUCUUGUGGAUGGAUGGAAACAGUCUCACAGGAUCAAUUCCGAGUGAAAUUGGCCAAAAUAUUCACAUGGAAGGUUUGUCCCUUGGCAACACAAACCUAACUGGGACACUGCCAUCUGAGUUGGCGAAUGCCCCAUUGACCAUGCUAUUUCUGGAAAACUCUCUUCUGUCUGGCUCUCUCCCUGAAGGGCUCAGUCCAGAUCUUAUAUAUUUGUCACUGUCGAACAACACAUUCAUGACUGGCACUCUCCCCCAAAACCUGACAAGCUUGGACUAUUUGCUGGUGGAAGGGACAAUGUUGUCUGGAAAACUGCCAGAAUAUAUCUGUGGAAAUGAUGUUCUUGCUCUGGAUUUUGACUGCAGCCCUUUUCUGUGUGGAUGCAGUUGUCUUUGUGCCAAC